UGUGCAACCCUAUGCCAUCCAGAGGGGUCGACACACACACAAACACAGAGACCCCUCAGCAGAGCUCCUGUGCUUUAGCAGCCUCUGAGACGCAGAGGAGACCUUUAGGUCUGGAGCUGUAGCGGGGCAUGUUUUAUUUUGGGCAGGGAGCAUCAGUCUCUCCCCCUCCCUUGGAAGGGAAGAGUCCAGGCAAGGAUGCAGAGACCGGUUUUUAAACACGCGGAGCUGAGAGCAACAAGCUGCAGCCUUUAACCAUUCAGCAACAUUCAACAGGGGGUCAAGAUGCUGAUAACUGUGACACCACCCCACGAGCCAGCCUCCCUACACUCACAGGCUCCACCCCCUCCUAUUCUACCAAAGCCUGGAAUGGACAAUCUUAAAUUACAGAGACUCUUGAAAAAAGCAGCCAAGAAGAAAGCAACGUUAUCAGCACAGCAAGCCGCAUCAUUCCGGACCAGCCUCUCCCCUGUGAGUGAAGCCAGCCCAGACUUGGAGCACAAUGACCGCUCUUCCCCACGGAAGCCUACAGAAACCACAGCGCACAUCACCAUCAACCUCCCGCCCCGCUUUUCCAUCAAGCCUGUCACCCACCACGUCUCGUCUCCCUUCCCUAAAGGAAAACCUUUCACGUUCACCGCUGCAGAGCAGAGGAGCAUUUCGGAGCAUCUCAAACUCGCCAUCUCGCCCUCCCCAUCGCCAUUUCACAGACAGAGCACCCCUGAGCCUUUGUGGCAACCCAGAGGAGACACACACACACACUUGCCCUCUUCGAGCGCCACACAUUCUGUGUUCAUUUUCCCCGAGCACCCCGUUUCCCCCACACCUGUGGUGGUAGAGACCCCAGCGGCAGUCACCCAUGUUACCGAAACACACGCCUACAUUCACAGCAUGCAGGCACCGCAGGCGAAGACCCCCGUGUUGGAACAGUCAGCAGGGUCUCCCAAGAGGCCCACCACACCUACCCAUUUGCAGACAAAUCACUCACAUCCGCCACCAAGCCAGGUGCCAGCCAUGCCCUUUGCAAGCCAAACCAGGCCAAUUAGUCCUAGACUAGAGAUGACUCCAGUCCCUGAGCCUCCCAUCAGGACAGUGAAAACUGCAAUACUGCAUGUCCCCAGACAGCACAUAGUGGUCACAUCCCCAACUCCUCAGUUCCCAAGGCCUGUGACUCCAGGAAGCAACAGAGGCCUUGAACCACACGGCGAGGCCCAGAGGCAGCCAAGUCCCAGCGCCCCUCAGAAGCCCACCAUGCCAGAGGUAGUUACAUCUGCUCCACCAGCUGUUGGCACCCCUGCUCUCUCACCAGAAAACAGGGCUGACAAGCAGACUGUAUUGCCACAGGCACCUGCGGUUUCUCCAAGCACUGCAGGCCCCCUACCAAAGCCUAAGCCACCAGUCCCUCCCAGAAGCAAACUUAGUGGCUGGUCUCGCCUUAAAAAGCACCUGGUCGUGGAGUCGGAAGAGCCCCAGUUUCCGGUCUCAGAGGCCGAGCCAGCCAAGCCUGAGCAGGUGGGAGAAAAGAAGGCAACAGAAGCCUCUCAAGAGGGCCCUGGUCAGAGAGGAACCAAGUCCAGAGCUGUCAAGAUGUGGGAUGCCAUCUUGUAUCAGAUGACAGUCAGCAAAGAGAAAAAGCAGGCAGCAGAGGAAAAGGAAGUCAGGAAAGAAGGAACAUUCUCGUUCCGGCGGCGUCUGCCCCUUCUCCUCCACAGGCCGCGCUUUGACGCCCGGAAGCUGAAAGAGCUGGCUUCCAAACCCAUGACAAAGAUCACUACCCUAUUUGAGGUGCGUCGAAUCCAAGCCCAGCCGCCCGAAGCCCUGAUGAGUUUCAACAGGGCUGCAUCGGGGUGGCAACUUGAAGGGAAGCAAUGAAUGAAUCUGCAUUCCCCUGAAAGGCUUCUUUUGGAGGAUACAUCCUGAGCUGGGAGGAGCUGAAAUAAAUACACGAGUUUGCCAAAAGGAGGAAUCGCGCAAUAGGAAAAUUAAUAAAAUCUGUCACAGGGUUGCUGUUUGUGUACCUGCAUGUAGUGACCAUAAGUAAGUGAGAAAGGAACAUGAGGUGAACACCUCUUUCCCCUCAAGUCUUAUUUUCAUAAUGCAUUCAGUUUCAAGUCGAACAGCAAAUCAAAAGCAAAGACCAAUAGUUUUAAAGGCUCUCAAAGGCAGUUUUAUACAGUUGAAUCAACUGUAUAACAUUUCUUAAUAACAAGGCAGCACUCAGCAAUGUGCGUUUAAGGCUGCCAUAUAGUCUUUAGGC
Podarcis raffonei (Aeolian wall lizard) is the source of this 2254-nucleotide messenger RNA. It is a transcript of the gene PRR33, whose product is annotated as proline rich 33. Bases 283 to 1869 code for a protein of 528 amino acids. The record is from RefSeq and is a predicted model, not a curated record. NCBI's taxonomy places the organism in Eukaryota, Metazoa, Chordata, Lepidosauria, Squamata, Lacertidae. The transcript is spliced from 2 exons.